GCCAACUGUUAUGUCAUGGAUUUGGGAAGUGGGGUGGGUGAGAGAGAGAGACAGAGAGAGGGAGAGGGAGGGAGAGAGAGGGAGAGACUUUUGCACAGCUUGUCCAUCUUGUUAGUCCCGUGCCAGCUACAGCAUGCAUGUCUGCCUAUCUGUUGUUUUGUGGCUUCGCGUCUGAAUGCACGUCUGGCUCUGACCUCUUUCUCAUCUAGCAGCUCGUUCACCAAGAGGACGCAAGCAGUCUUCAUUCUGGAAGGAAAGGCCCCAGACGAGUCCAGCAGGGGGGAUGGAGGAGGCGGUGAGGCUGGUUCCCUCAGCCCCGGCUCUGCCGCUCUGCCUCUGACCCACGCAGAGAGCCUUGAACCCUGGCAGAGCGAGAGCCUGCUGGCAGCGUCCUGGUCCACGAUGGGAGACGUGGACCCCGAGGACACCAAGAGCCUGGACAGCAACGACGGGGCGGUUCUGGGCGGCGAGGAGAACCACUCCUCCAACUCCGACAUGGUCCACCUGGAGCGAGAGGAGGCCGAGAUGCUCGAGGAGGCAGAGAAGGAGGAGGCGAAGAGAGCGGAGGAAGAGGAGGAAGACGACGAGGAGAUGCAGACGAGCGUGUUGAGUGUUUUAGGUGGGGAGAGGGAGCUGGUGGAGCUCAGGGAGGAGGAGCGGCACCUCCACGCCCUAGAAACUGAGGAGGCGUCAGCGGAGGAGAAGAAGCAUGCAGAGUUCAGGCAGGUGGUUCCCCCGAUGGCGCUGCCUCCUUUGCCCAUCGUCAGACUCGAUCCCCCCUCCGCUACGUCCACCCCGGUCCCUUCAACCACAACUACUGAAGCUGAGGAGCUUUACUCCACUCAGGGCCUCCACCCUCCUUCAAUCCUCACACGGAUGGCAGAAGAGCCUCCAUCAGAGAGGCUCGAGCAACUUAAAUUCUCACAGAUUCCCCUCUCGGACGUGGAGGAACAUUCAGCCAAAGCCUCUCAAGCAGCACCAGAAAAGCCGGAGCCACCGCCGCCGCCGCCCUCUGCACCCAAGACUCCUCUGAGCUCCACCGAGCUGCUGUGCGGAGGCGCCGCUUUAGUCGCCGUUGUGGGAGUUGUGGCUUAUGGUGCUGUGGCCUACUGCAGAAAAUAGUCUCCUUUAAAUCCCCCGUUUCGACACAUCUAUUCCAAAUGAAAAUAUUCCACUUCUGGAUUUUACUCUCUGACGCUCUGUUGUAUUAUAGUUAUUAUUAGACACAUUAAUUUGAUUUUUGAAAUUCGUUUUUGUGCUACCUCAGCUCAUGGCCUUUGUUUUUCUGUAAUAGAUCUCUAAAAUGUAAACCUGGAAUGUAAAAUCAUGUAAAGGUAUAUAAUUUUAAAGAAUCCUGAAACUUGAAA
Messenger RNA from Sebastes umbrosus (honeycomb rockfish), 1367 nucleotides. Its product is annotated as bcl-2-like protein 13. NCBI's taxonomy places the organism in Eukaryota, Metazoa, Chordata, Actinopteri, Perciformes, Sebastidae. The coding region runs from base 16 to 1122 and encodes 368 amino acids. The transcript has 2 exons. Gene Ontology annotation, cellular component: mitochondrion. The record is from RefSeq and is a predicted model, not a curated record. Gene Ontology annotation, biological process: apoptotic process.